GCGCACAUGGGAGAGCGCUGCGUUUUUCCACUUGCGCGCGUAAUGCGAUGGCUUGUAUAUGAGGAGGACACUUUGGAAUGCGGAGAUAAAAUCAAGAGUCUAUAGAGGAGAGAGAGAGAGAAAGAGGAGAAAAAAAGAAAACAGACCGCGACCACAGAGUCGGGCUCCUCCCCGCCACGGCCGUGACACCUCCGGCGGAUCACUGCGUACAGAAGAGGAUGACAGCGUUUUAUUUCCUGUUUGUUUUGGGUUUCUUUUACGCAGCGCUCUAACGCUGCCACUCAUCUUUCUCCCAGGCACGCACUGACUGACUGACUGCAUGGCUUCAGAAAGUUACCGGGAUAAUAACAUGGACAUCUGACGUGCGCCCUCGCAGCGUCAUUGGACCACAUUAAGCCCCCCUCUCUCCAUCACGUCUCGGACUAAUCUGCACUCUUUUCCUGCGUUUGGAGCGAAGGCUUGAGCAGUUGUCACUUUGGCCCUGACACAGGCUACACCCAGAAAGCGCAGAGGGGGGGUUUGACACUGUACGGCGCCACAGGAGACACCAAGUGUUGUUCUUCGUAUUCUUUGCUUUCUGCGCUUGUCUCACUUAUUUCUACAUCUCAGGAGGGGGGAGACAUAUUCUGUCUGGAUCCCCCCCUCACCACCCAGCUACAAAUAAAGCGCCUUUGAUUUAGUAACUUUAGGUUUCCUUCAACCUGCGCAAGUGUCACCUCAUCUGUCCCCACCAGUGAACGAUAAUUUCCUCUUUACUUGCGCAUGUUUUCUCUUUUCCAUUCCUGUAACCUUGAUAGAUCCUCUAAAGGGAAACGGGUCCACAUGUGACCGCGACCAGGUCACCUGUCCCGGUUAAGGCAUCCCCCCCUCUACAUCCCCAUAUUUGACUCCACACUGAGGCGGAAUAGACUAUCCAAGUUUUUGGUGUAGUGAUGCUGCAAGUGGAAAUGAUCCUCUUCAUCUGCCUGAUGCUGCUGAUGUGUGUUCUAAGCCAGGAGCCCGGAUCCAAAGUGGUGGCCGACCGCUACGCCGUCUUCUGGAACCGGACCAACACCAAGUUUCUCCGUGGUGAUUAUCACAUCGAUGUUUGCAUAAAUGACUACCUGGAUGUCUACUGUCCUCAUUAUGAGGACUCUGUGCCUAAGGAACGGACAGAGAGCUAUGUCCUCUACAUGGUCAACUAUGACGGCUACAGUACAUGCGACCACACUGCCAAAGGCUACAAGCGUUGGGAGUGCAACAGGCCGCAUUCCCCCAACGGGCCACUAAAGUUUUCAGAGAAGUUUCAGCUCUUCACUCCCUUUUCUCUGGGCUUUGAGUUCCGACCAGGAAGAGAAUAUUAUUACAUCUCCUCUACAGUGGCUCCAAACGGGAAGAAAACAUGCCUAAAGCUAAAGGUUUUCGUCCGACCAUCAAACAGCUGUGUGAAAACUAUAAGCACACAUGACCGAGUUUUUGAUGUAGAUGACAGAGUAGAAAGUACGUUACCAAGAGAUGAAACUAGCCAUGAAACAGCUGCCCCAUCGCGGAGUGAAACAAAUGCUGCGAAACGUCUACAGACAACAAGUUCUCUGCUUGCUUUGCUGCUGGUCACCCUAGUGGGACUCUUCACUUUAUAGCGCCUCCCUCUGUACUGGAGUUUAUUUACACCUAGCGUGGCCUGAGUCUACCCUAGGCUGCAGGGUAGUAGGUGGGAUUUGGGUGGGUUGUAUUUGCUUGAUUGGGCAUAAAAAAGCAGGCUUCUCAAGAAAAAAAACAAACAUUUUUUUUUCUGAAGAGGAAUUAACUAAGAGAUUUUUCUCCUUCUGUGAGUUAAAAUAGUUGAGUUAGAAGUGGGAGUGAGAAUUCCCCUCUUAAACAUUCAACCAAGAUGCCAAAUUAAAAUUUUUCCCACUUAGUGAUUCUUAUUUUCCCAUGACAUUUAACAUUACCCUACACCGUUUUUAUGUCAUUUCAGUAAUGAUUUUUAACAAGGAAAUAUAGUUUAUAGUGCAUCCAGACAGACUGAUUUUCACACUGUUUAAACAUUGCAAAAGCACAUACAAAAUUAGUAGGAUUUUACAGUGUUAGACAGUUGCAGUAUAUACAGUUUUACACUUUAGAUAAUAGGUCAUAGUGAUGACUGUACAUACAUCAAACAGGAAUAGAAAGUUUCCCUGAUCCCUUUCAACAAGCCCUUCAGAAAUCAGCGUCGUUGGGGUUUUAUGUAUUGGAAACUAUUUCUUAAGCCAGUGGUAGAGCAGAGUUGUUCACCAAUGCAAUGUUUAAACAUGUGCUAAGUAUAUGACAUCCAUCUCAGCCAACUCAUCUACGCCGUCUUGGUGGUGGUCUCUUUCUCCUAAGUGUGAUGAGCUGUUGGAUGUUCUGGGUGAGCAAGUGGAGGCAAACCUCUUUCAUAUUAACAGACGACUCCUCCUUUGUCACAAACCCAAUAAAAAGGCCCAAUAAAACAUUUCUGAAAGGGUUCUGUUCACUCAGACUCACAAAGCCAAAAUUAAAUUGAAACUUUCUCUCCAGACACUUCGUUAACCGCUGUUAAAAUCGAGAAUCAAUACCUUUUGAAACUUGAUAACACAAUUUCACGGCAGCAGUCACAGCCAUUUGUGCAAUGUUUACUGAGCUGGGGUGCAAUUGUUUUCUCUGUUCCAGUUGAGCAUUAGUCAAUAUUAACACUCCCAUAAACAUUUGCAUCUAAAAGUAUUUAUUCCCUGGAUAUUGAUUGUUCAAAAUGUUUCACAGCUUAAACUUUGUGUUGUUUUUAUUUAUCUGUUCGUUUCGAUAAUUAUCAAAUUUAUUAACUGAUCAAACAUUGUCUUUAACCCCUCAGACAGUUUAAACUUAAUUUUAGAUCCAAUUUAAUGAGAAAAACAACUGAUGUGCAAGGAAUGUUUAAAAAGACUGUCCAAUUUACAGUGCCACACUUUUUUUUUCUUUAACGUAAUUAUAGCUCAGUUAAAUACUUGUUAGAGGCUUAUCGGUUUGAUGGUGUUACAGCAUUUAGCAAAGCAUUAUAAGGAUUUAUGCAUAGCUAUAAUUAGUUGAGCUCACUUAACGUAAGACAAAAGAGAAAUGCAUCCAUUAAAUUCAAGGCAGCUCGGUUCAUUCUGUUUAUGUUUCCACUUAAAAUCAAAGUAGUUUACUGAUCAGCAGCCCACUAAACACAUUGUGAGUUAGUAGAAUGAGAUUUUGUUUUUCAUUUCCUUGCAAGGGAUUGGAGUUUCACCUAAAGGUAUAGAUCAGGGUUUCUCUAUUGAGGCUCGCUUAUAUUAAUUAGCACUUAACAUCUUAAAUGCACUUGGUAACUUUUUAGGUGUCUUUAUUUGGUAUUAAUCCAGAUUAAAAGGGCCCAGGAAAGGAAGCUAAUGUCUUUUUUUUUUAUGUCUUAACUAAACUAAUAUUUUUACCACUACUUCAAGGGCUUUUAACUGGUUUUAAUUUUUCCACAAGCAAUGAAUCAUCUCAGAGCAACAUCAUUGCAUUAACGUCUCACAAAUAUCUUAGAAACGCUUGAUUUGCUCGCUUUUUGUUCUAAGUUUUUAUAAAGAUUCAAAUCACAGAAAGACUGGUUAACUUGACAAAUAACAUUUACCUGAUUAGUCCCACAAUUAUUUUCUAUUAAUAACUUUUUAUGAAUUUGUUAAUGCUGUUUUAAGUGGCUAAAACCGGUACCUUUUGUCUUUUCACUGUUAUUCCAACGUUUUGGUAAUUAUAUAGGUCUGUGUUUUACAUUUUCUUGAUAUAUCAAAUUAGAUAGAUUGGAACAAACUGUGCAAUUUUAAAUGUUUUCAAAUAUUUUGAUUGUUCUAGAGCUUCUAACAUCCCAGCAUCAGUUCAAGUUAAAAGAACUUUUUUUUUCUGUGCCAUAGCUUACAGCAAUAAGAAAUGAGAGAAAAAAAUAUAAAAGAUGCACUAGCAUCAGUUGAACACUGGAACCAAUUUGGUUCAAAAACCCUAGAAAUGCCGUAACCAAUCAGAUUUCCAAAAAUAAAAGCAUUCCAAAAAGCACCAUAGAGGUUGAUCUUUAUGAUCUUUUAUGAACCUUUAAACUUUUCUCAUGCUUACAUCGGACAAUAAUUUACAAUUAAGCCAAUAGUUAUUUACUAGCAAAACAGAUGGACUAGGAAAUCCCUUUCCAAUGGGAAACACACACUACUGUAUGGAUGGAGCAUUCAAACCACAUCCAAGCAGAGUAACUAACUACCUUAUAAAAAGUAUUGCUCUAAUAAAAGUUGUAAAAACUGUCAUCUAAAACUACUGUAAUAUUUUAGCGUUUGACCAAUCUGUACUUUUAUAUCAGAUCAUUACUCUAACCUGAAAGACUUGUUUCACAUAGGAAGACAUUUUUUUGCACCCUGCCUCCUACCAUCAUUUCUUGCUGUAACUAUUUUUGUCCUUAGUAUGGAUCACUGCCCUUUGCAAAAGUUAUACUGGUUUAAAGGUUCAUAAGAUUGUGUUCUCAUAAACAGCUUGGCCUUUUUUAGGCCAAGUUAUCUUAGGAUGCUACUGGUGCCUUUCAGUCUUGAUAAUUUUUAAUGUGCUGUUAGAGUAAGCCUCUUGAAUGAGCUAAUCUGGAUUACUGCUAAAUAAAGAUGUUAUCAGAAUUAUAAUCUUUAAACAAAGCCUCACUUGAAAAUUCCUGUACUAUGCCUUUAUUUAUACUGAAUGUAACAUUAUAUCAGAGCAGCAUGGUGAAUGCAAGUUAUUAAAGAUGAACAACAUCGAGCAAAAAUGGAACAACCACACGCCCACCUUCUACUCCCACUGCUACAGUUUAAGUGACUCAUUCCUUUAUGGUGUUCAAUGUGACAGGCACACAGACAUGUUUUAGUUUGGGCACUUUUUUCUGGUUUUGAAAUGAGAUUGUGGAAGUCUUGGCAGGGGGAGGGAAGUGUAGAUUUUCACUGUGGGGAUUAUGGAGGCUCAAUGUCCAGUUUGUGAACGUCUAGUGAGUAAUGGAGAUGAAAUAGAUGAAGAGAUGCUCACACACAUCAAUAAACACAAGUUUGGACAUCAAAUAUAUCUCACAGAAGUGUUAAGUGCCUAAAAAAUAAAUUUAAGACAAAAUCAGCAAAAAUUAAUUUGACACUACAGGACAAAAGAAAAUUAUUCAGUUCAAUACCAAACAAUGGUCUAGCACCAUUUGACCUCAGAUACACAUACUGUUUUGGGUUUGCUUUGUUUUUAUUUUGUGGCUGCCUUUUUUUGCUUUCUAAAUAUAUAUUUUAUUGCAUUUCUGACAAAAACAACAACCUUUGCCUUCAGACAUUUGUUUCUUUAUAAACUGAUUUAACAAUGCUAUUACACAGAAUAGCAGCUCAGUUAUGAGAGGUAUUGGGAGAUGAGGUCAUUUAAUAGGAUACAGAUUUUCAGAAUAUCACCACAGGGAUAUGAGCACUGCAUAAAAUUAAACUUGGAUACUUAUCAGCAAAUUCUAAUCAGAAACCAGUUUUAAUUGUCAUUUUUCCUAUCCUUAUCAUGAUUUGUUCUGCACACAACCUUAACCUGGGAAAUGAGAAUCAACUUAUAUACUGGAUACUGUGUAUCCUGAGGUAGACAACCAUACAACAUAUAGUGUUAGGUUAGUAUCUGUUUUGUACCUUUCUGUAGGACAAAUGAAAAAAAAAAGAUGAAACAAACCAUUGUUAAAAACUGUAUAAUUAUUAUUAUUGUUAUGAUGAUAAUGAUUAUGACUAUUAUUAUUAUUGGGAAAACUUCUUGAUGUAUAUAGUGUUUGAUAUUAAAGUAUUAAUUUGGUUCUUAUGUCUUUUCUAAAAAACAAGAUACCAUAUUAUCUCUGGGUUUUGCGGAGUGUGUACUGUUCUCAAAUAAUGCAUUUUGUGUGCUUUAAUCCUCAAUGCCUAAAGAGACCCUUAAGUUCAAACAAAAAAGGGCAAACCUGUGGAAGCUGCACACAAUGGUGUGCAGUAGGCUGGAAUAUUAGCUAACAAGUGGCUCACCUCUUACAUGUUUUAAACCAGUCAUCAUCUUUUCAUGGAAGGAUCCUGCCUACGAAAAGAAGCAUUUGGGACUCGAUCAGUGGCCUAUUUGUACUUUUUUUGCCUUGAGGGGCUUGAAUGCAUUUUUUUGAACAGAUUGUUGCUUUUUUAUGGAAGGAUCACACCAGUUUCAUUAUGUGGCAUGCGCAUGAACUUGCUAACAUGUAAAAAAAAUCUAAAGUUUUCAAAAACUAUUUUGUUGCUGUUUUCUUUUUCAUUCUGAUGUAAUAGAUUUAUUGAUCGCAGUCAUGUGUGUUUUUGCAUCCCCCAUUUGAGUGACGUCUGACAAAUGUACAUACCACAAGCCAUUGUAAGGACAUUUAAAAGUGAGAUAUGAGGUUUCGGGGCUUUAUCCUGUGUUUUAAAAAGAAAAAUUUGCCUUUAUUUUCCUAAAACGACAGCCUUUGUAAGCUUUGAUAGUGUUUAUCAUCAAUUUUUUUCUAUUUUUUUUCCCAUCACUCCCAGUAGAAGGAAUUUGAGUGGACACGUCAGUGUAGACAUUUUUCAGUGUGGAUUUAAGUUUAAGUUUUUGUGUGUCUCAUUUUUUGUCGCUGUAGUAGAAGAAAAGCAAUGCAUCUUUUUGCCAGCAAAGAGCGUUUCCCAUGCCUUACCCCCUCAGCCUCUAACCCAUUUGUUUUAAAGACACUCUUUGCCUUUGUGCUUGUACACAGAGCAGCUGCUUGCGUCAAAGAGGGUACAACAGGGCCCUUCAGUUUUUUCUCUUUUUUUAAGGAACUCUAAAUCACUUUUUCUUACAGUAGAUGGUGGUCUUAGAUGCAGUUCAAGGAUUAGAGCACCCCACCUACCAAAUCCUGAACUGGGUUGUUACUGGGGUGAAGCCUAUCAUCGAUCCAUGCUCUGCACAGGGUAAAGCUUCUUAGUACUUCUUUUUUCUUUUGCUGAUUUAAACACUUGUUCAUUUUAUGUUCUGCCUCUGUUCUACUUGUGCUCAUAUGACCCCUACCUACGGUCCCCUUUCCCUCACCUUUCAACUCCACUACAGCUUUUCCAUCAGUGGGGACUGUUUCCAAACUGCUCUUUUACAGUAUAUAAAAGGACAAGAAAAUUUGACAGCAAAAUGAUCUGUAUUUGUAUAUACACGUGUCUGAGCAACUAUGAGAACUACAAUAAAACAUUGCUUUGAUGAUUGUAAUACUAUCUCAAUUCUUU
Molecule: messenger RNA, 7166 nt
Organism: Cyprinodon variegatus (sheepshead minnow)
Lineage: Eukaryota; Metazoa; Chordata; Actinopteri; Cyprinodontiformes; Cyprinodontidae
Gene: efna5a
Product: ephrin-A5
Exons: 5
Coding region: 933-1619 (228 amino acids)
Biological process (GO): regulation of cell-cell adhesion; ephrin receptor signaling pathway; axon guidance
Cellular component (GO): external side of plasma membrane; plasma membrane
Molecular function (GO): ephrin receptor binding
Source: RefSeq, a predicted model, not a curated record